AUGGAGGCAAACGUAUCUUCACCACUCAACUUGACCUCUCUUCCGACGUCGGUCCCUCUCAAUACCACCGCUCACAUCAAUGCCACCGAAAAGCCCUUCAGUGUGUUUGAGGGGUGCGAACAGCAGGCAGAAGGCAUUCUCUUUGACUUGACCGUGCAGUCCAUCAACGUAAUCGUGGGAAUCCCGGCCAACUUACUUGUCAUCGUGAUCCUCAUCCACAAUCGCAAAACUCCCACAACCUCUGACAUGUUCUUGGGCUUCCUUGCUUUCAUGGAUACCUACUUUGGUACCAUGACCCCCCUCAGUUUCCUUAACUUUUACUACUGGCACAGCAAAGAGGUGUGGUCUGCACUUAAGUUUUCAUAUGGUGUGAAAGACACAAGCGGGCCACUGUUUCUCUCCUGCAUCUGCCUCGAUCGCUUUGUGGCAGUGCUCUUCCCAGUAAUGUUUGGGCAGUUCAAACACAUCAAGUACAGGAUAAGCCUUACAGUGCUAGUGUUAUGCCUCACCUUUACCUACUCUGCAGCCAAAACAGUGGGAGGCCUCCCGAACUUUGAGAAGGUGUUCACCGGUGAGAUCCUGGCAACAUUUUGUUGGAUGGUGUUGUGCAAUGUGUGCAUCCUGUGGGCCCUGAAGAAGUCCCGCGGGGCAGGGAAAGACGAGAUGCACCCCAUGAAGAAGAAGGCCUUCAAGAUGGUGCUGUCUCUCAAUUGUAUCAUUGUGUUUAACUACCUGCCACCUGUAGCGCUGUUUCCUUUUGAAGACCAUUACUCCCCUGACGUUUUUCGCUGCUAUGUGCAGCCUGUGGGCUUCGCUUUCCUCAACAUCAGCAGCACCAUCCAGCCGCUUGUUUAUCUAUCUCGACUGGACAAGGUGCCUUUCCUCUCAGACACCUGCCUUAAGAAGUGCUACAACGGUGACUCUGCAGAAGACAACAAAACCAAUCCUGCAGAAAACAUAUCUGCUUAA
Pseudoliparis swirei is the source of this 969-nucleotide messenger RNA. Its product is annotated as G-protein coupled receptor 183-like. The transcript has a single exon. The record is from RefSeq and is a predicted model, not a curated record. Gene Ontology annotation, molecular function: G protein-coupled receptor activity. NCBI's taxonomy places the organism in Eukaryota, Metazoa, Chordata, Actinopteri, Perciformes, Liparidae. Gene Ontology annotation, cellular component: membrane. Gene Ontology annotation, biological process: phospholipase C-activating G protein-coupled receptor signaling pathway; positive regulation of Rho protein signal transduction. Bases 1 to 969 code for a protein of 322 amino acids.